UAUGGGUAGGAAGCGCGGCUUCGCGGAGGAGGCGCCGGCGGACAGCAAGAUGGCGGCGGGCUGCUGCGGAGUGAAGAAGCAGAAGCUGUCGAGCUGCUCCUCGUCGUCCACCUCGUCGUCGUCCUCCUCCUCCGCCAACGCCAACGCUGUCAGCGCCGCCAACACGGGCGACAACCACUGCAAGGGCGGCCGCACCAACGGCUGCCUCGGCCCCCUCCCCGGCGGCAGGAGCAUGUGGUCAAACGCCGAGAUGUGCGGCUUCUGCUUCGACGUCCUCUACUGCCAUCUGUACGGAUACCAGCCUCCCCGCAGUCCCCGCUUCACCAACGACCCCUACCCAUUAUUUGUGACGUGGAAGAUUGGCCGUGAUAAACGGUUGCGAGGAUGCAUAGGUACAUUUUCAGCCAUGAACUUGCAUUCAGGACUCAGGGAGUACACGCUUACCAGUGCCCUUAAAGACAGUCGCUUUCCCCCAAUGACGAGGGAAGAGUUACCGCGACUUUUUUGCUCCGUGUCUCUUCUUACCAAUUUUGAAGAUGUUGGGGAUUACUUAGAUUGGGAGGUGGGUGUACAUGGCAUUAGAAUAGAAUUCAUCAAUGAAAAAGGAUCAAAACGCACGGCCACAUACCUGCCGGAGGUUGCGAAGGAGCAAGGUUGGGACCACAUUCAAACCAUAGAUUCCUUGUUACGAAAGGGUGGCUACAAAGCUCCCAUCUCUAAUGAUUUCAGGAAGACCAUUAAACUGACCAGGUACCACAGUGAAAAGAUGACACUGAGUUACUCGGAGUAUCUUGCACACCGUCAGCACCACCACUACCAGAAUGGCAUUUCACACCCGCUACCACCAUACAACCAUUAUUCCUGACAAAGACUUGCAUGACCAGUCACUCGACCUAUCAGCUGACCUCUUCCCCGGGGACCCUUCCCCUUCCUGGUCUAGCUAUCUCUACUACUGUACCAUUUUAUGAUGGCAGUUUCCGUUGCCAUCGUGACACGACGUGGCUGCUUUGUUGACGUCAGCUUGGCAACGGGUGGAGAUCAAGAAUCAUUGUAUUUUCGUUCAAAACACUUUUUUUACAAAGAGAAAACAUUUUCCAAUGAAAUCGACACAAUUUUGCUUUUUCUUUAAUGCAUUCCCAAAAUUUCUUAAAUCUGUGGAUGAAUGGAAGGAGAAUUGAGAUAAUUAUUAGCUAGUCUGUUCUGGGCUCCCAAAUGUACAAGAACCGGACUUUUCAGGUUAUAUCCUUGUGUUCUUGGGCCACAUUAUUUCCUCGUUAAAUAGGUAGAACCCCGUAAGGCAGUUUUCUUUAAAGUCAAUCCAGGUGCUCUAAAGUUUAAACAAAAAUAAUCUUCACAGCAUUGGAUGGAGGAACUCAGCGGGGCAGGCAGCAUCUCUGGAGAGAAGGAAUGGGUGACGUUUCAGGUCGAGACCCUUCCACACACUCAACAUUGAGUCAUCAACUGACUUACAGCACUGCUACUUUUGAUUUGUAUCGAAUUUAGUGUAUCAUUGAGUGUAAAAAAUAGCUUUAAACUUUUGUUGUUUCCCUCUUUGGUUUAAAAUGCAGCAGUCGGUGGCGAUUGACAAAGAGAUUGUUGCCCGUGCUGCUAAAUGCCUGCGAGACUCUCCGCUGCUUGUGCUUGUGCUCAGUUUUGGACUUUUUGGUUUUAUUGACCGACGGAUCCAUUGUGUGUGCUGAGUACAACUGGCGGCCAGUACUCUGUGUUUAACGCCAGUGACCAGAUUAAAUCCUCCUAGGUGUAAAAGAAGGGUCUAAAUUGAAUAACACAAAUAUCAUAUCGUAUAUAUGUGUAGACUAGUCAAGGUCAAAAUGUCCCACUAACUUACCCUAGGUGGAGUAUCUAUUGGGUACAUUUAUUUGCCAGGUGGAGAGUGAUGAUAAUAUGUCUCAUAUCCACUGACACUUGAUUACAACUAUUCCGGUUUCACUUCCCCUUGUGGGAAUUUUUUUUCCCUUUAAUAUAUCAUGGGGUUGGUGCAGAAUUAUUUGAUUUAAAAAAAAAAAUUUGAUAUCAAGAGUUGAGAUUGAGUACAAUUUGAUUUCCUGUUUAAAAGCGUGAUUACACAUCACUAGCAGAGCAUUGUGUGUGUGAGUUUUCUUGCCUUUUGUGUCUUUAUCUUGAGUGGGGUUUUUUCCUCCUCUCCUCCAGGGACAAAGAAAGAUGCCACGUGUUAAAUUAUUUUAUAGAAAAAAUGUCUCCCCCCCCCC
Leucoraja erinaceus (little skate) is the source of this 2231-nucleotide messenger RNA. RefSeq names its product nuclear protein AMMECR1-like. NCBI's taxonomy places the organism in Eukaryota, Metazoa, Chordata, Chondrichthyes, Rajiformes, Rajidae. The record is from RefSeq and is a predicted model, not a curated record.